Acipenser ruthenus (sterlet) is the source of this 7270-nucleotide messenger RNA. Its product is annotated as FYVE, RhoGEF and PH domain-containing protein 6-like. The coding region runs from base 121 to 4299 and encodes 1392 amino acids. The transcript is spliced from 21 exons. Gene Ontology annotation, molecular function: guanyl-nucleotide exchange factor activity; metal ion binding. Gene Ontology annotation, cellular component: cytoplasm. The record is from RefSeq and is a predicted model, not a curated record. Lineage: Eukaryota; Metazoa; Chordata; Actinopteri; Acipenseriformes; Acipenseridae.
GGGCUACCAGAUCACCCCAUGGGAACAACAUUUACCAUUGCUUCUUGGAGUUUGAGAUGAAAGGGGGAAACGAAGGAAUAUAUCCCGAUUAAAAAAACAAUUUGAGUGAAAUGAAAGAACAUGGAAAUCAUGAGUGCAGAUAUAAAGAAGCCACCAGUGGCCCCCAAACCCAAGUUUGCUGUGACCCAGAAGCCUCUUCCUCCACCAGUUGCACCCAAGCCAGAUAUAGUGCUGUCACAUUCUGCCCCUUUGCCGAAGAAAGCCAAGCCAAUAGUAGCGCCAAAACCAAGGCUACCGAAAAGCUCUUCUGUUCCUGAAGUGAAACCUUGCCCUCAAAAAAACAACAAUAAAAACCUAAAGGAAGAGAAGAUUGACUUGUCCCAGAACUUGGGUGUCCUUAAUUGUAAAAAUGGCUUGCAGAAAGAACUGCAUGAGAUUAAUUCCAGCUAUAUCAUACCAACAUGCACCUGCAGCUUUGAUUGUAGCCAUAAAUGCAAUAAUACAGAGCACUGCAACGACGAUGAAAUCUUCAUUGGUCAGCUGGAAAAGGUCUGGCAAAAUGAAAACAUUGAUGGACAAUGUUUUCUUCCAAGGACAAGAAUCAAACAAGAUGUUGGCCAGGAAAAGGCUUUGAACAAGAAUCAGGUGGUCCUCAAGGCCAGCUUUUUGGAACAAAAACUCAAAGGUGUUUUGGUCCAAGCUGUAUCGCCUAAUAAUUAUCACGUAAAGCAAAAACCUCUGGAGAAAUCCAAUACCAUGAAAGAGGCUUCUGACACUGAACAGGUUUCAUCCACAGCUAAUUUUGGUGAUCUUGCAGAAAAAAGUCCUGACCAAUCAGAGAGUGGUAAAGUAGCCAUUUCCAAUGUGAUUCAGCAUCAAGAGGGACCAGGAAGUGCUGACAGCACAGUCAUAUCAACUGAGAGCAGACAUCCACAUGACUCUCCAGUACCACCAGCUGCACCAACUAAAGCUCUUCCAGUCCCAAAACCCAGAAAACCAAGAAAUCCUGGGCUUAUCAGACAAAACUGUAUUGAAACAUUUGUGGAUGAAAAAACAGAUAAGAGUGAGCUAUUGCUAAAUGAACCAGAUAGACUCAGCAAGUGUAGUCAAAUAAAGUCCCCAAAUGUUUCUAUUCAUGCUCAGAGUGUUUCGUAUCCCAGAAAGAGCAAUGAAAAUCCUGAGCUUUGUGAACUCCUGCCUGACGCAGACAGUGCUCCUCAAACAGUUGAAAAACCUGUGACGCCUGAUGUGCUGUGUAAUCAUUUUCCAUCAUUUGAACAGGACAAAGCUGCUGACACGCCAGUCGAAAUAUCUGGGAAUGUGGAAGAUGAAGCUUGUAAACAAUCCAAUACAGAAACUGAAAGUGAAAACACCACUCCGACUGGGCAAAAUAGCAACUUUAUCCGUUAUAGCACUUUGACUUUGAGUUUGCCAAAACAACUUAAACUGUCUUGCGAUCUACAGCUGUCUGUAGCAAACAGCCCAGCUCUUGUAGAAUUGAAAAAUGGCAACAAGAAAUUGCCUCUCAAAGCAGAACGGUCCCCGAGAGUGGCUCCAAAGAAGCCCCAAAGGCACAGUUUGCCAGCAGCAGGCUUGCUGAAAAAACACUUAUCAACAGAGUUGAAUGAGAGGAGUCCCAGUGCAACAGUAGAAACAAGCAAUCCUGAAUUCACAGAUAAUUUGCAAGGGCAGCCACAGGAGAAACCAACAUGGAAGCUGCCUCACCCAAUUGUACCCUUUUUAGGGAACCCUGAAUCUUUAAAAAACGGCAAUGCUCAGAAUGUUCCUUGCACUGCGCCUCAUAUCGAUCUCGGAAAAACCAGGGCAAAGUCGUUUUCAUCAGCAGACAUGGAAAGAUCUGAGAUCUCUCCCAAAACAGGUCAAAAGAAGAACUCUUUAAGGAAGUUCCUGGGCAUGAAGCUUGCUGUGAAAAUGUUUGACUUUCCCAAGUUUUUUACCAAGGGGAGCCAGUCGCUAGACAGCAGCACAGCAGUAGGAAAUAUCUCUGUGGAAGGAAAUGGGUCCGACGGUGAGUUAAACCCCAGCACGCCGGGAGGUGAUGGGAAAAGCAAACCGGUUAAGGCACUUUCCGCUGAAUCGCACAAUCCUGUGUCCCAGAAGCAUGGGCUGAAACUGAAAGGCCAGUUUGACAUGCAGAGCAGCAGGCUUGCCCAAUGGGAUUUAGUGGAUGAGCCCGAAGGCCCUUGUUUACAGACCUCUGAGGAGGGGUGUUCACCGACAGAUUUUUUCACAAGUCAAGGAUCAGCUGUUGAAUAUGAGAACCUGCCUUAUUAUGAGGAAAUCCCUGAAUACAUGAAUUUGCCUUUCCUACAUGCUUCUCGAAACCACACACCACACUCUCUGGCUUUUGACCGGCAAAAUUCCUGCAGCCUGGAAGACUCUGAGACAAGCGUAUAUGAGGUACAGGAACCUUAUGAACCCGCUAGGAGUUAUAUAACCUACAGGCAAAAGAACAUAUACUGCAGGCCCUCGCAGGACGAGGAUCCUGAUUUGGAGGAUGUCCGCUCUGACGAAGAGGAAGUCAUUUACAGCUCGGAUGAAGAAGACGCCAGUUCAGCCUCCAGCAAAGGAGAGCUUGAUCUGCUGGAGCUAGGAGGUAAGAAAACGAAAGUUGUCCACAUCGCCAAGGAGAUCAUGAGUUCAGAGAAAGUGUUUGUGGAUGUUCUCAAACUCCUUCAUAUUGAUUUCCGAGAUGCUGUGGCCAAAGCCUCCCGGCAGAUUGGGAAGCCUGUGAUUGAGGACCGGAUACUGAACCAGAUUCUCUACUACCUUCCCCAGCUGUAUGAGCUGAACCGGGACCUGCUGCGGGAGCUGGAGGAGCGAAUGGCUCACUGGAAUGAUAAUCAAAGGAUAGCUGACAUCUUUGUGAAGAAGGGACCAUACCUCAAAAUGUAUUCCACGUAUAUCAAAGAGUUUGAUAAGAAUGUGGCAUUGCUGGAUGAACAGUGCAGGAAGAACCCUGUAUUUGCUGGAGUUGUGAAGGAGUUUGAGAUGAGCCCGCGCUGUGCAAGCUUGGCACUCAAACAUUACCUGCUGAAACCUGUGCAGAGAAUUCCACAGUACAGACUGCUGCUCACAGAUUACUUGAAAAACCUGAUUGAAGAUUCCACAGAUUAUAGAGAUACACAAGCUGCUCUUAUCGUUGUCAUAGAAGUGGCCAAUCAUGCAAAUGACAUCAUGAAACAAGGGGAUAACUUUCAGAAGCUCAUGCAGAUCCAGUAUAGUUUGAAUGGUCACCCUGAGAUUGUUCAGCCGGGGAGGGUUUUUCUCAAGGAAGGAACGCUGAUGAAGCUCUCCCGGAAAGUCAUGCAGCCCCGACUGUUCUUUCUGUUUAAUGAUGGCCUGUUGUAUACCACCCCUGUACAGUCUGGAAUGUAUAAACUAAACAACAUGUUGUCUUUGGCUGGAAUGAAGGUUAGCAAACCAACCCAAGAAGCCUACCAGAAUGAGCUGAACAUAGAAAGUGUGGAACGUUCGUUUAUUCUGUCAGCCUGCUCUGCCACAGAGCGGGAUGCAUGGCUGGAAGCCAUUUCAAAAGCAAUUAAUGACUAUACCAAGAAGAGAAUUACAUUUAGUGCCAGCAAAAGCGAAGAGGCUGAUCCAGUGGAAGUGGAGAGCGACACCCCUCUUGGAUCCAAGGCUCCCAUCUGGAUCCCAGACCCCAGAGCCACCAUGUGUAUGGUGUGUACCUGUGAGUUCACUCUCACCUGGAGGAGGCACCACUGCAGAGCCUGUGGGAAGAUUGUGUGUCAAGCCUGUUCUUCCAACAAACACAGCCUUGAAUACCUCAAGAAUCAACCUGCCAGAGUCUGUGAUCACUGCUUCAGAGAGCUUCAGAAGAAUGAUAAUCAAUCCUCACCCAAAGUUGUGUCCCCUACCAGCAAGUCUCCAUCGAGUGCCUUGUCUUCCGUUCUCCAUAGCAUUCCUUCAGGACGAAAGCAAAAGAAAAUCCCAGCUGCCCUGAAAGAGGUGUCUGCAAGCACUGAAGACUCUUCUAUGAGUGGCUACCUGUAUAGGUCAAAGGGUAAUAAGAAGCCAUGGAAACAUCUAUGGUUUGUCAUCAAGAACAAAGUAUUAUACACCUAUGCUGCUAGCGAGGAUGUGGCUGCUUUAGAGAGCCAGCCCUUGCUAGGAUUCAGUGUGAAAGAUGAGCGAUCUGAUCAUAAUCCACAAUUCCAGCUCUAUCACAAAAACACCUUGUUUUACAUCUUCAAAGCAGAUGAACCUCACACUGCCCAAAGGUGGAUAGAAGCAUUCCAAGAAGCCACUGUACUCUAGCAGUCCCUUGUAUUUGUUUUGUAUAACAGUAUGAGCAAAGCCAGCACACAAAAUACAGUAAAGCACUGGAUCUUGUGGAAGAAACCAACCUUAUUUCACCAAUAUUGCACAUUUACAAACAUGCUACAGUUUAAGUUGUGUCCCUGUGUUUUGUCCUGUGUGUUUUCUAAAUAUACUACACUACCAAUAUGUCUCCUGCUGGACAUGUCUUUAAAGAAAAAGAAGCGGUAUUCCUCCUCCGUAGUGCAAAACAACAUCAUGAUUCUGAUAUAAGAGGAACAAAUUGCCGAAUAUCCUAUCAAAACUGGAAAAUGAAACUGCCCAUACCAACACUACAUUGACUGAAUCUUGAAUACAUGUUGAGAGAUUUGUCAACCAAAUCACCUGGUGCCUUUGUUAAUAGAUGAAACAACCAUAUAUUGGUGCUGUAAUUUAUAUAUUUAUUUAUAUGUAUUUUUUUUAGUAAACUAUUCCAUGAAUGCCUGUUACGAUGUCCUUUUGCUGCAAAGUAACCCUUGACUGCCAACAACUGUCAAAUCUUCUGCCAUGAUCCUAUAUUUAAGUAGUAGUGUUUUUGUUAAUCAUUUAUUGCAUAUCUGGUGUGUUUUUGCUAAACACAGUUAAGACACCGCAGUUUGAUUGGAAAGUAACCAACGAUUCAAAGAGAAAAUGUGUAUUAGGACAUAUGGCUUGCAGAAUUUGUAGAGCAGGUUAUUAAUGAUAAAAUGUUUGUUCUGUAGAGGGAGACCAGUUCAUAUUCUAGUCCAGGGCUGUACAAACAAAACCAGGAAGUGCCAUACCUGAUACUCAACUGUUAACUUCAAACUGGUCUGACCAGCCCUUUGAGCUUUUUUAAUUGUGAAACUUACUUUUUGUCAACAUCGUUACAUGCAGGAUUUUUAAAGUAUGUAUUAAUUUUAAAAUGUUAAACAAAGAAACUGGAACACGUGUCUGUAUAUAAUUUUCACUUCCAUAUUGAGAUUGCGCCUUGUAUUUAAAAAUAAAACCUAAUAUAUUUACAUUUGACAAAAUCUGACACAAUAAUUGUGUUUUAAAAUAAGCACUACUGGUGCUACUUUUAUUUCAGAUUGUAAUUGUUCCUGAUAUAGCAGUGUAUAUUUUUUCUUCAAGUUUUGUUAUUGUAUAAACAGUAAUGCCUUUAUCACUUUUUCAUCUUAUAAAUGUUGCGCAGAGGAUAAACUAGAUACAGAGCGAUUUUAACUGUAUUAAAGGGUUCGUUCAGCUAAUGCAAUUAACUAUUUUCUAAAGAAGUAUGAGUUUACUAUAUAUUAACUAGAAAGGAUAUUUUAAAAUGACUGGUAAAAAGGGUCAAUUUUUAGGGUCCUCAUUCAAAAAUAGGGACCCUUAUACGCUGAUCAUGUCUGUCUGUCUGUCUGACAUACUGUACUUGGGAACAUGAUAACUUCCUUAAUGUUGCACCAAUCUUCACCAUCAUACACUCCGAGCCUCCUAUAGACGUUUGAGAUAAGCGAUAAGCGUUUGAUUUUUAUAUGAAUAUUUUUUAGCCUGUACAUGCACUCAUUCACUUUCUUUCUCUAAGUAGUCCAAAAACAUUACAUCAUCACUUUACACUGUAUCCUCCUAAUGCAUGUGCACAAAACAUACUGGAAAGAGUGGUUACAAGUUAUUCAAGUUACACACUGGGGUCUACAACAAACCUUAUUUUUUAUUAUAAGGCAAUACACAGAACAGACUAUUUCCCAGGGGAAGAUAGAUAAUGCCAAAUUUAAAUUUCCAAACAACAUACAUUCAUGUCAUUUAACUGUCAUCCACGUUCACCUUUCAUUCUUGAAUGCCCAACCCGAUUUCAUGAGCAUAUAUAUGAUUGUAUUUUAAACAAUGUGAAAUGUUAUGAUUCACUUUUAGUAUUUUUAAUGGAUUGUCCUCAUUUCAAAUCUGUGUUUUCAUGGUAGGUGAUCUAUUACUUUUUGCUGGAUUAACCUGUCGUGAUUUAAUAGAUAGUAUUUUAUGUUUAUGUAUCUGAGAAUGACACGAGUUUCUUGUCACAUGUUUCUUGUCAAGACCUGUCUUUAUUAUCAUUUACUGUAUUGUUAGACACCCCUGUGUGGUGUUCGAUGUCCAAUGUACUGUUUUAUCCUCAGAUAGCCAGGUUUUUACAACACGAUUUCAUGAUGAAUUUUAUCAGUUGUGGUGGAAUAAUAAUUUACCAGUAGUAUUUAUAUAGAAUUUUUUUGGCUUUUUUUUUACAAUGUUUGUCACAUUAAUAGUAUGAUAUCAUAGGAAAUAUACAACAUUUGAGUGACAAUGCAGUGGGAUAUGUAUUUAUUUGUUCUGCGUACUGUUGGUGUGCAUACAUUUUAACAGCCUAUUUCUUUUUACUACUGUCCAUUGUUUUUAGCUGAAUAGCUUGUUGCUCCACUUCAUUUAUAUUAAAAUACCCACAUAGUCCACUUCAAUCAAUAGAAUGCAUCUAUAUUUAAACUGUUGGAUAUAAACUGUGUUCUGUAAAGUACAGUAUCUAGUAAGUUACAUUUUUAACAAUUUCACUGGCCCACAUGCCUGUCCUUCACAUUCUACAGUCUGAACUAGAUAACAAUUGAUUUUGCUUCAAUCUGCAACAAACUUUUAUUUUACACUUCUAGCCUCCAAUGAAAGUUUCCUGUGUGUGUGCCUCUGCACUGGUUGACUAGAUAAGGAUUUUAAAGUGAAAUUACUGGCACGUUUUGUUUUCUGAACAGUGUCAACCAGUUGCGUUUCUAUGCCUUUUUAUGUUUAUGUUGCAUAAAAUGUAAGGUGUGCUUUCUUAUUUGAUAGGGUUUUGGUAAAAACUGGUCUGGUCACCAUGGAUUGCACUAUAUUGUAUAAAUACAAAAUUCGGUUUGUAUUGUAGGUGAACAAGGAAAAAAUAACAUCUACUUUGUAAUUGUCAGAAUUUUGUAUCAUGUAAAGUAUUUGUACAGUUUAUAAACAGUCAACUUUGAACAAGAAA